Molecule: messenger RNA, 925 nt
Organism: Thermothelomyces thermophilus ATCC 42464
Lineage: Eukaryota; Fungi; Ascomycota; Sordariomycetes; Sordariales; Chaetomiaceae
Product: glycosyltransferase family 25 protein
Exons: 1
Coding region: 26-322 (98 amino acids)
Source: RefSeq, a predicted model, not a curated record
CGAGUCAGAUGUUGAAAGCUUCCGGAUGGGUCACCUUCACACACUGAAAACCAUCAUCGAUAAGCGAUGGAUGACUGCGCUUAUCCUCGAGAACGACGCCGACUGGGACAUUGAGAUCAAGAAGCAACUUGCUCUCGUUGCGCCACAUAUCCGUGCCGUCACCAACUCAACUUCGCAUGGCCAGCCUCAGCCGUACGGCAGCACAUGGGACCUGCUCUGGCUUGGCCAUUGCGGAGAUGGUGUGCCGCCAACCGGGGUAGUGUCCAUCUUCGACAGCACACUACCCGAGGAGGCGGCAUACAGGGAAAACACAGGCGAGUAAAUACAUCAUGCUCACCCCGAAGCCUCAGACUCGCCUCAUCCACAUUUCCGAAGGACCCAUCUGCACCUACGCGUACGCAGUAACCUACAGCGCCGCUAAAGGAAUAUACGCGUACGCCAAAGACGGCGCCGACGACAUCAUCACCACGUACCUGCGCCGCUGGUGUCAGGCGGGGUUCUUGGUCUGUGUGACGAUAAAUCCAGAACUCUUUCACCACCACAAACAGGCAGGGAAAAGAUCGACUGAAAUUGCUGCCUGGGAGGGAUGGGACACACUAUCAGCACCGUCUGGGUGGAGUAUACGGCCAAUAUCCGGUAUAGCGCCCGAUGUAAUGCCAACUCUCCUGUCCUAGUUAGCUGUCGGGGUAAAUUUGGUAGAACUGGAUUAUAGAGUUUUGGGUCAAGUCUUGGGUUCGCUGGUCACUUGCGCCUUUAUCUCCCCUUUGCAGCAUCGAAAUAUUGGUUUCCAUCAUGUCAUUGUUGCGGGUGCAGCCUCUUGAACCUUUUCUGAGCGCCUCCUUACCCCUGAAUGAGGUUUAAUUAAAGCAAGGUCAAUAGAUAAGCAAACUAUAAACAUUCAAGUUGCUUACUCGAAACAUUGCUU